CCAUUCGAAGCAUGAAGCCCUUUUACAUUUGGGCCUUGGCAUCCUUUCCUUCGCCAGCACUCCUAUUACAUUCCAUUGCUCUGUGCCUGACUGCAAAAUUUUGCUUCAGCCAUGUCACACACUGCUGUACAAGGAAGUAUGGGUAGUCGCUAUGCCACAGGAUUGAGCUCCCACAGAAUAUAUCUGUUUGAGUAUGAGAAUUUCCAAGGGCGCAUGAUGGAGCUGAGUGGAGAGUGUCGUAACAUCUGUAACAAGGGGCUAAACCGUGUGGGCUCCAUCAGAGUGGAGUGUGGGCCAUGGGUAGGUUUUGAGCAACAGGAUAUGACCGGUGAGAUGUUCAUGCUUGAGAGGGGCGAAUACCCACGCUGGGACACUUGGUCCAAUAGCUACCGUUGUGAUUGUCUCAUGUCUGUCCGGCCCGUUAGAAUGGACCCAAAGGACCAUAGGAUCUGUCUGUAUGAAUGCAUGCACUUUGAUGGUCGUAAAAUGGAGGUUUCUGAAGAAGACAUCCCAAGUUUGUGGUGCUAUGGCUUCCAGGACAGAGUCGCCAGCAUUGAAGUAAAUGGUGGAACGUGGGUUGGAUAUCAGUAUCCAGGCUACCGUGGAUAUCAGUACCUGUUUGAAUUUGGAUCCUACAAACACUGGAAUGAAUGGGGCGCCCAUCACCCCCAGAUCCAGUCUGUGCGAAGAGUGAGGGACAUGCACACGCAUCCCAGAGGUUGCUUCGAGAUGGCAUAAGGAACGACACAUGGCAUGGACAGGUGGACACAACAAAACCCUGCAGAGAAACCCUGUGGAAUGUUCAAAAAAAUCUUCA
Molecule: messenger RNA, 817 nt
Organism: Sinocyclocheilus anshuiensis
Lineage: Eukaryota; Metazoa; Chordata; Actinopteri; Cypriniformes; Cyprinidae
Gene: crybb1l3
Product: crystallin, beta B1, like 3
Exons: 6
Coding region: 112-738 (208 amino acids)
Biological process (GO): lens development in camera-type eye; visual perception
Molecular function (GO): structural constituent of eye lens
Source: RefSeq, a predicted model, not a curated record